Abrus precatorius (Indian licorice) is the source of this 1680-nucleotide messenger RNA. RefSeq lists its product as uncharacterized. Lineage: Eukaryota; Viridiplantae; Streptophyta; Magnoliopsida; Fabales; Fabaceae. The coding region runs from base 159 to 1232 and encodes 357 amino acids. The transcript has 11 exons. The record is from RefSeq and is a predicted model, not a curated record.
GGCCCAUAGCUAUGAGCCCGAAAGGCAAAGAACUGAAACUGGAGGAAGCAAGGAAACUCAGGACCCUGACCGUGAACACGAAGAAACCAGCCAUGUGAGCUUCGCUUACUUCGAUUUGAAUCUUCACACUCUUCACUCUUUUCCAGGUGCUUCUCACAAUGAUGGCUCCGAACCGAGUCUCAGAGGAUCGAGCCUCUCCACCUCAUCACUUGAGACAUACACCCUUGCAGAUAAUUCAUAUUGUUGCCAAUUUCAUGAGGAUAUGGUCAAUAUACUCCAUGUACCGCUACUUAUCCCAGACAGGAGCUUCAGUUGUUCUUUUUCUUUUUGCCUGCCUGGCCCCAGCAUCCAUUCUAUUUUUGGUUUUGCAAAAGCCUUGGAAGGGCAGGCCACUUUCUAAUACACAGGUUGUGCCUUCUAUAAUAAAUGGUUGUAUAACGGCACUAUAUCUGGUCUUGUGGGGAAAGGGACUGAAAUCAUGUGGACCAGUUAGAGCAAUAUUGGGUGAGUAUUCUGGUGCUGUCCUUGGAGUUCUGUCUGCUGUGUUAUACGGUAGGAGAAGCCAUAUAUGGAAAAAGAUAGGUGGUCUAAUUGCCAUGUUGGCUUCUUUAUACUUGCUAUCUGAAGGAUGGGCCACAGCAACAUAUUCUCCUUUCUCAUGGGAAGAUAGAGAUAAUUCUGAGGCUCAGACAGAACCAGUUUUGGGCAUGAAGCAAAUGUUAGUUCCUAUUUUUGCUGGUAUCUUAUCAGCUCUCAGGAGAGUGCUUGCUAGGCGCAUUUCAAUCAAGAAUCAACUUAAAAGGCGACUCCAUGCUUUAACUAUUGCUUCUGCAACGUGUUUUAUGUUUCCUAUUGCCAUGUGGGACAUGAUCAUAGGAUCACCUUCUGACAGCAAUGGAAAGUUGCCAUUCUCUGCUUGGGCAUUCUUUAGCACUAUUCUCUUUGGGAAUAUUGUGAUAUUCUAUGCUGACAGUAUUGCAGAGGAGAGAUUGCACAUGGUUUUCUCCUCACCAAGGCAUUUAGCCGUAGCUGGUGCCUGCAUCAUUGUAAUGGAGAUUGUGUACAAGAUGGAUUUUUCUCUUACGGGCUUCAUGAUUUGCUGCUUAAUAUUGGGUUUUGGUAUAUAUGAAGCAACUUCAUUGGAGCGCAAUAGAAAAGAUUCUAUCCGAAAUUCAGAUUUAUCAAAUGGAGAAUUUGACGAUCAAAUCCAGAUGUCACCACUACCUACUUGAAGUAUGUGCAUUUCAUUACCAACUUGAAGCUGUGUGAGAACACAUAGGAUGGAUUCUGUGGACCCAUAAACCUCUUGCUAUGUCUUGAGUUGCACUUUGUCACUGGCAAUUUCAUUUUGUGCACUAGUUACUGACAAGCUGUUACCCACUGUGAAGAUGUGUUAUCCUCCACUUCUGAGAAGUUCCAGCAUCUAGAUUGUUAUCCACCAGAUUCUUGAUGAUUGAUCUGAUCUUUUUGGGAGGUUGAAGUGCACUUUUAAUCUACAAAGUUCAAUAUUUUACUUCCUACAAGAUCAUUGUUAGUCUGGCAGUUCAUUGUGUAGUUUGGGAGAAAUUUUCUGUCACAAGAAAAAAAAAUCAUUAUUAGGGCUCCUGGUAGUAGUUCUUUGAUUCUUGUUGUAAUUGAACCUCCCAUAUGACUACACAUUUAAUGAAAUUAUUGAAUAUG